GGCCUGAGCCGAUUGGGAAGCGUUUGUUAUAGGUUUAGUUGCGCGAGGUAUAUGUCAGGUGAAAGUUUGUAAAGUGGGUAAAGUUUUCCGUGCGGGUUUUUCAAAAUCGGCUAUUCGCGUAGUUGUGCAGUUUUUAAAAAUCUAUUUGUUGUCUAGUUGUCGUAUGAUUCUUGAUCUAGUCAGGACGGUGCGUUUUCAAUGAAGCUGCUAAGUGAGAACAGAAAAGUAAAGAAGUGGAACUACUGCCCUAAAAAAUAACAUCACUAUUGGUACACACUUUAUAUGAAAAAUCGAUCCGUUUAUUUCCAAUGGAACCAUUUUCACCCUGACAUCUUAAAACGAGGAAUACCAUCAAAUAGGGUGGCCAAUAAAACGACGCUGGGCUCUGUGCUAAGAAAACGUUAACAUUUUUCUAAACAAUGAUCAUGAUGGACGUUAGUAUGUACGGUCAACAUUCGGCGCCAUCUUACAACUCCGCAGAAGCAAAUUACUACAACUAUAGUAACAGUUCGGUUAACAGUGAUCAUUCGAUGGCACCUCACCAUCAAUAUUCCGGAGGUAGUGCAGGUGGUUAUAUUGGAGGAGCUGGUUAUCCUGGAGGAGCUUCAUAUGAGGAAGCCACUUUUCUUUAUGGUGUCAGUGGGACCUCCACUGAUUCUGGAGUGGAAACUCCACCAUCUCCGCAAGACCACCAUUUCUACCCUCAUCAGCCCAACCCGCCCGAAACGUCAAUAAUAAGCACAGAAACCGGUCUGAGCUACACAAAUCUGGACUAUGCUAAUUCAAAUAGUUCCAUGUACCAUCAGCCAGGAUACAGCGAGGAAUCGUAUCCUGGACGGCCUCCACACGACUUACUGCUAAGGCAUCAUGACGAUUCGAGUGAUACAAGCUAUCCAUAUAUUCACGACUCCAAAUAUCAGCCAUUAGAUGAUGGCUCGUACCAUCAUCAUCCCCAUAUUGUCUCGCCUGGACAAGGCAAUGUGGCCUGCAUGGAAUUUCAACAACUUCAUUCGAGGUACAAAGAGGAAAUGUUGGGUAAUGACAGUAGAAUGGGGCGACACCAUGGAAUUCAUCCCAUGAGCAGUGGCCAACCACAGCAUCCAGUUUUACCAACUUACAAAUGGAUGCAAGUAAAACGAAACAUUCCCAAACCUAAUGGGCCUAAAGUUUCUCCAGUCUUGAGCGAUUAUGCCGCCGCAGCUCAAAACGGGCCAAGUUUAGAACCUCAAAAUCCAGCAUCUAGAAACGCCUGCUUGGGGUCAAAUGCUUCUAGUCUUUUGAGCAUAAACUGCCUCAACACUGGCAGAACCAACUUUACGAACAAGCAACUGACUGAGUUGGAAAAGGAGUUUCAUUUCAAUAAAUAUCUUACGAGAGCGAGAAGAAUUGAAAUAGCUUCAGCGCUCCAACUGAACGAAACUCAAGUGAAAAUCUGGUUUCAAAAUCGAAGAAUGAAGCAGAAAAAAAGGAUGAAAGAGGGACUGAUCCCACCUGAGCCUAUUGCCAACGUGAAGAGUACCAGCAGUUCUCCAACAUCGCUCAGCACUUCGGUUCAGCCCGACUUUGCUUCUGGAAGCAAUGAGAACAGCAGAGAGUCCAAUAAUAAUUGACUUUUUGAAAAUAUAAUUUUGUUUAGAAAAUUGCGCCAUAAGGAUUAUGAUGGUAAUCGUCCUGUUAUAGUGCAUUAGGGCUGUUUUUUGUAUUUGCAAAACGGCCGUAACUUUCUGGUUUUUGUUUUUCAAAGUUCCCUUUAUACUGGAAAUUAAAUUAAGUACAAUGUAGCGAAAACUUAAUUUGAAAACAUCAAUGUUAACGUACCGAAUUUAAUUUGUCUUAACCCAACUGAUUUAAAACUAAUUCUUGCAAGUUUCAAGUUUUAAGUUUAUUGCUGUGUUAAAACUAUUCAAUAAAAGCUACGAAACAACUAGCUGUGGUCAUGAACGACAACUACUGAAAUGCUUAUAAAAAUGUAAAAUAUUUUAUCUCGGUUUAUCACUGUUUAUGACGCACGCUUGUUUAGGAAAUUGAUAGGAAUUGUUCAAUCAAAGUGUUCUCUAAAUUAACCUUGUAAUUUAUGUAGGUAUUAUGUGUUCCAAUAAAGUAAUUUGCAUGAUGAAAAGUAAACGUUAAAAUCGCCAAAGACUACUUCUUGACGAAGCUUCAAGUGAUAAAACUGAAAUUAUAUUUAAGUUAUUUAUAAGGUAAACAGAUUGUAAAGUUAAUAUAUGCUAUACAUUUUAAGCUCGUAUUUAUUAGAUAGUUAUCCAUCCAUUAAAUGAGAUUCUUCGUAUCAUUCCAAAAUAUUCAGGAGACUAUUUAGUAUCUUAUUUAUAUAUAUAGAGUAAGAAUCAGCAUUUUGCUUGAUUGAUUCAAUGGAUUAUUGUUGGAUGUGACAGUCAUUAAUUAUUUAACACACAGGUAUAUACAUAGAUAAUUAAAAUUUUACAUGCUGUAAAUAUGAUUGUAAAUAACUGUGUAGGUUAGGUGACUCAGGGAUGUAUUGUGUAUCAUGACAUAAUAAAGUAUUCCAAAAAUU
Dendroctonus ponderosae (mountain pine beetle) is the source of this 2536-nucleotide messenger RNA. RefSeq names its product homeobox protein Hox-D1 (gene Lab). Gene Ontology annotation, molecular function: RNA polymerase II cis-regulatory region sequence-specific DNA binding; DNA-binding transcription factor activity, RNA polymerase II-specific. The record is from RefSeq and is a predicted model, not a curated record. The coding region runs from base 420 to 1610 and encodes 396 amino acids. Gene Ontology annotation, cellular component: nucleus. NCBI's taxonomy places the organism in Eukaryota, Metazoa, Arthropoda, Insecta, Coleoptera, Curculionidae. The transcript is spliced from 5 exons. Gene Ontology annotation, biological process: regulation of transcription by RNA polymerase II.